Molecule: messenger RNA, 878 nt
Organism: Frankliniella occidentalis (western flower thrips)
Lineage: Eukaryota; Metazoa; Arthropoda; Insecta; Thysanoptera; Thripidae
Exons: 3
Source: RefSeq, a predicted model, not a curated record
GUGGCACCACCGUCUUUGCGGAAGCUGAGCUACUUCGGUCCGAAGACUGGCGAGCUUCUCAAUUUUCUUCUGCGAACACACGCCACAACUCUGCGAGAAGUCUAUCUCUAUGGCAUGAACUAUUGUGACAAGGUGGUCAAGUUGUUGGCAGACAUCACCCACCUCCACACUCUUGCCUGCCCGCUUUUGGUUGGUUUGGAACUUCUACCUCAGCGCCAUUCUCUAAAGUGCCUUAAAAUUAACGUUCUGGUCGAGGACUCUGGGCAUGCUGCACAAAGCGCCUUCUCGAGUACCCUGACUCUUCUGCAAACAGCUACCCAACUUACUCGAGUGUGCUUGAGAACGCCCAGACUAGAUGAUAGCUUGUGGACGAUGGGCCUGAUCAAGGCCUUGGGGCACUCACGCCAAUCCGCCAUCUCUUGUCUUGAAUUUGAAAUGUGGAGAACUUCUGAUGAUCAGAUGCGUGACAUCUUAAACAUUGUAUCAACACUUCCCCUGCUCGAGAAGUUGACUGUGGGUUGUGUCACGCCGUACAUACUGAGCGCCCUGCAACCCGGCACCAUACCUAAACUUAUUGAGUUGUCAGUUGAGACUGUAGAAGACUGCUGCCCUUGUUGCAGCUGGAGAAUGCCCGAAAGCGACCUUCAGGCCGCCUUGUGCGCCGUCAUCAUACGGCACCAUGCGAGCCUUGGACGCCUGAAGACCAUUGACAUCUCGGAGGAGGAAUCCUACUCGGAGUUUGGGUCCGACUCGGACGCAGAGUCCUACCCGGAGAGGGUUCACAUUAGCUCUGCGGGUCUAAAUGUGCUACUUGCCUCUAUCAUGAGUGUCGAAGGGCUAACAUGUCUGAUAAUUUCCACUGACAUCAAGCGCAUUAA